Messenger RNA from Chanos chanos (milkfish), 761 nucleotides. Its product is annotated as erythroid membrane-associated protein-like. Gene Ontology annotation, molecular function: protein binding. The record is from RefSeq and is a predicted model, not a curated record. Bases 45 to 761 code for a protein of 238 amino acids. The transcript is spliced from 5 exons. Lineage: Eukaryota; Metazoa; Chordata; Actinopteri; Gonorynchiformes; Chanidae.
CAGCAGAGAAAGCAGUUUCAAACAGUGGCCACCACGAUGCAGAGAUGGGAGAUGAAUCUUUUUCCUUUGCAGAAAUGCAGCCACUGAAACAGGAAAUUGAAGAUGAAGAAACUAGAUCACAAGAAAAAUGUGAAACAGAGACUGUGAUGAAGAAACCAGAAACUGCAGACAAAGAAACCAACACGGACACUGCUGUAAUACCAGGCUGGGACAAGAUGCCUCUUUCAAAAGAGCGCCUCACACUGGACAAAACAACAUGUCACAAAGGUCUGACAGUUAAAAAGAAAGGAAAGGAAGUGAGCUUUGACAAAGGGGUUUUCAAACAUUCCAUAUCCUCUGAAUCCAUGGUUGAUGUUCUGUGUAAAGAGAUGUUUAAGUCAGGCUGUCACUACUGGGAGGUGAUUGUGUUAGAUGUAAAAAAGGGUCCUGUCCCUAAACUGUCCUGGUAUGUCGGUGUGACUUCUCAUGAAGAAAAGGAAAGAAAGAAAGAGUCAUUAACUCCAGAGAAUGGCUACUGGGUUCUCCAGUAUGAAAGAGGGAAAGGAUUCUAUGUAAAUACUGGCCUUCCUACCCCAGUGUUAGUAAGAGACUCAUUCUCAACACUGGGGGUGUAUUUAGACAUGUAUAAGAAGACUCUGUCUUUCUAUGAUGUGGAUUCAAAAUCACAUCUUUACACUUUCACUGAGGUUAAGUCUGAAAAUGUAUUGACUCCACUCUUCAGUCCUGGAGACAGAUGUGAUCAUUCUCUGACGCUAAAGUAA